GAGGGGGAGAGCCGGAGAGCCAAGAGUUUUUAAAAGUUGCAGGGAAAGCAGCGCAGAGGCAGACACGCCGUGCACCAGGAAGGCACCAAAACACACAGAGAGAGCAAACCGCGCAGAGAACAGCACGUGUGCAACAUGUCUGCGACACACUUCAUCAGGGGCCCAGCCUAUGGCAUGUCAGCUGAAGUCAAGAAUAAGCUAGCACAAAAAUACGAUCCCCAGAAGGAGCACGAACUGCGGCAAUGGAUUGAGGAGCUGACCGGGAAGCGCAUCGGAGAAAACUUUAUGGAAAGUCUGAAAGAUGGAGCCAUCCUUUGCGACCUCAUUAACAAACUCCAACCUGGAUCUGUGAGGAAGGUGAAUGAGUCCACACAGAACUGGCACCAGCUGGAGAACAUUGGCAACUUCAUUAAGGCAAUCACAAAAUAUGGAGUGAGGCCCCACGACAUCUUCGAAGCCAACGACCUCUUUGAGAACACAAACCACACCCAAGUCCAGUCUACUCUGAUUGCUCUGGCUAGCAUGGCCAAGACGAAAGGCAUCAAGGUGAACAUGGGCGUGAAAUACGCUGAGAAACAUCAGCGCAAAUUCCUGCCUGAAAAGCUGAAGGAAGGACGGAACAUCAUCGGGCUGCAGAUGGGCACCAACAAGUUUGCCAGCCAGCAGGGCAUGACAGCAUAUGGCACACGUCGGCACCUCUAUGACCCUAAGUUGGGCACAGACCAACCAUUAGAUCAAGCCACCAUCAGUCUACAGAUGGGAACCAACAAGGGGGCUAGCCAGGCGGGCAUGACAGCCCCUGGAACCAAGCGGCAGAUUUUUGAGCCCGCCCUGGGCAUGGAGCACUGCGACACCCAGAACAUCUCCCUGCAGAUGGGCAGCAACAAAGGGGCAUCGCAGCAGGGCAUGACUGUGUAUGGGCUGCCGCGGCAGGUCUACGACUCCAAGUACUGCCUCACACCCAACUAUGCCAUGAUCGGGGAAGAUGAAGGCCAGUACAACCACAGCCAUCAUAACUUCUACAACUCAGAAUAGCCAGCAGGAAUCAUGGGACGGACAUAGAACAGAGACACCAGCACUUAAAAAAAAGAAAAAGGAAAAAAAGGGGCACUUCCCAAACAGGAGAUCCACCAUCAGGUGGCUAUUUUCACCUGGGAAUAUAAGAAGAUCCAGACAGUUCCCUAAACUGCUAACCAGCUCACCAGAGACUCUUCAAACCAUGCCAAAGCCAAGUCUCCCCUCCAAGUCUCCACCACCGAGCCUUAAAAGCUUCACUUCGAUCCCUUUCACGCUUUAUUUAAUGUAUGACGUACUGCCACUACUUUUAAGCAUGCACUAAUGUGGCUCAAAGCCACUAGGAUGGAAUGUUACAGUAAAAAUAAUAAUAAUCAUCUAAUGGGUUGGGAGAAGCAAAUACGAGGCAAUGAGUACUCUUGAUUUCUCCCUCUUUCUCUUUCCUGAACAAGAGCCAUCAGUCAUCUCUUCCCUGUGGCUUGUGGCAGCUCUUGCUGCUGCUGUUUUGGGUCAAGGCAGAAGCAGGCAAUCAAAGGCACAGCUUCUGUUGGUGAACAUAUUGCCUCCUGCACUCUGUUUUGUAGUGUAACAGAAGCCGUUCUGGUACAAGACCCAUCAUCCGCCUUGCUCUGUCUACAACCAGGUUAGGGGCAAAUUGGCAAGCCCCCCCCCCCAACCUGCCUACUUUGCCAGGGGUUCCAGUCAUUUUUGCUUCCUAAAUACUAAUAGUUUGUAGAAAAGCACCAGUGAACCGAAUCAGCCAUUGGCUUCCUGGAAACGGAACGUGUUUAGGUAGAGUAUGUGAACUGCGGAGGGAGACUGUAGAAGGAGGUUGGACGCAUCUAACCAGUAAAGGGGUAUGUUCACAGUGUCUGAAGUUAUCCCAAGAUUCAUGUGAGAGGUCAUUUGGUGAGAAUUACACACAAUUGUAAACCAAAGCCGUUCAUCUUCUACAUCUUCAGGGAGAAUCUGGAAAAUAACUUACCAGGUUAUCAGUAAUCUAGUCUUCACUAAAAUAGACAAAGAAUUUAUAGUCCUAAUGGUUCUUGACUGAGCUCCAUUAUUCAGGCAACUUCUACAAAAACAAUCUAGUGCUCAGAAAUUGGAAUUUCCCAGAAAUGCAUGGCAACUUAUCCAUUCCUCCUCCUGAAUGCCUCUUGUUUACCAAUAGUUCUCCUAUCAAGUAAGCCACUUCCUUGCUAUCAAUUUCAUUUAUCUCCGGCACACAUGCCCAAUUUCAUAGUAAAUAACAGAAAUUGAAGCAACUCCAUGCACUGCAAGCACAUUUACAGACAUUCUGGAGAAGAAAUUUAAAAUUCCAGAGGUACGGAACAUGAACAGCCUUCAAUAAGGCUGGCAGAAGUGCCGUGGGACUAAUUCAUGUUUGAAACUAAAAUGCUUCUAUUAACUAAGAUUCACAUGCUUCAAAUGAAGACAAAUGAAUCACCUGUUAUAAAGCCAAAACCAGUUUUGAGAUAAGCCUAACCACAGAAGACCAAAAUAAAUCCCACUGAAUUUACUUACACGAGUAAAUUUGGCUAUCAUCCAGUUCAAUACGUGCUCUGUAAUCGAUUAACUGCAUGGAUUUUAAAUUUGCAUAUAUCACAAUAGCCCUGAAGGGGGAGGGAAAGCAUUCGCUGUUAUUUCCACCUGUGUGAGGACCAAGGAGCAAUGCUCUUAUAAGAAGCCCCCUGCCACCACCUAUGGAUUUAUAAUCACUUACAUUUAAAAGCAAUUUUCCAACAAGUCUCCUCUAACUGACCAAAGCAUUUGAUUAAUCAAUUAGAUUAGUUGUCCAAACAUGGCAGUCUCAGUUAAAGAUUGGGGUGCUUAUCUACCUGCGUGGCAUCCAAGUUAGAACAGGAAAAAGCUCGCUGGCUUCACUAACUGCAUCACCGUGUUGUCUGGUGGCAAAUCUAGUGUUUAGCCGGGGGGGGGGGCACUUGCUCACUGAUUCACACUGUAGUUAAUAUGUGGUACCAGAUAUUGUUACAAACCAACAUUGGGGGGAAAUGCCCAAGUCUAUAUUGCCAACGAAAGUAGCUUCUGUCUUUAAAUCCUGCCCCUCGUUUCUCUCACUGGGGUCAGAGGUGCUCUACAUAUUGAGCAGCUAAGACACACCCAAAAAACCCACUCUAAAACAUUUUUUGUUAUGUUCUGCUAAUGAGCACUUUUUAAUUUCACUGCAGCACAAUAAAAAAGAAAAAAAAACACACUUUUCUAAUAUGAUUGGAGGUCUUCCUUAUCCCUUGGUCAGAGGUUUUCAACUUUUUUGAGUCCACGGCUCCCUUGACCAGCACCAUUCUUUCUGUGGCACCCCUGUGGGGCUCAGGAGCACAGUUAUGCCACCCCUUGCCUGCAGAGCUGGCAGCCUCUCACCCUUUUUCGAACAGCCUUGUGGAGGGUUCCUUCAGCCUCCUCUUUUCCCUUCUCAUUGGGGGUCCUCUGGGAAGCUGCCGCCCCUGGUCUCUGAGCUGCACCCCCUGCACCAAAGAGAGGUACCUUCUCACACUGCCCCACAGGGGCCAGGGCGGCAUCCCCUGGGCAGCUUGUAGCCAGAGCUGCUGCAGCAAACAGCCACACAAGCCUACGGGAGGCAGAGAUGCAAGAGGGCAUCAGAGGAGGGAGGGAAGGAAAGAGGGACAGAGGCCAGUGUUGCCUGCGGCACCCCCAACCAUCAUUCAAGGCACCUCAAGGUGCCAUGGCACACUGGUUGAAAACCACUGCUCUUGGUCUAUCUAGUCCAGAUCUACUUUGGCUUACAGGGAAUCUCUAAGACCUCCAGGCAGAAAGGACUUUUCAAACUCUGGAACCCAAGUGUAUGCCAAGGAUUGAGCCUGAAGGACCUUCUACGAGCAAAUUCAUGUAAAAAAGGCAAUUUUUAAAGUGCUAAACUAGAUUUGACUCUGCUCUCUUCCAACUCAGUUUAAAGCUUGUGUUUCUUUGCAAGUGUCUACUGUCAAAUAGAAAACAGUCAGCCGACGAUGCAGAAUGGGAGAGAAUACGCCUGCAUGGUUAUGAAUGUAUUCAGUGAUUUGUACCGCAUUCAACAGCAUAAAAAUCCAUGGGGCAAAUGGGCUGUCAUUUCAAAAUGAGCAAAGUUUCUAGCCUUUGUAGUUACAGAGAAAACCUGAAAAUAAUGGGCAGCCUCUGCUUUAAGUAGAAAAUUCAGAUUUCUACAAAAAGGGUUAUUACUAUGCUGCAAAAAAAAUAAAGCAUGUAAGCUCAAGCUAUACUGUGUGCA
Messenger RNA from Podarcis raffonei (Aeolian wall lizard), 4258 nucleotides. RefSeq names its product calponin 1 (gene CNN1). Gene Ontology annotation, biological process: actomyosin structure organization. NCBI's taxonomy places the organism in Eukaryota, Metazoa, Chordata, Lepidosauria, Squamata, Lacertidae. Bases 136 to 1035 code for a protein of 299 amino acids. The record is from RefSeq and is a predicted model, not a curated record. The transcript has 7 exons. Gene Ontology annotation, molecular function: actin binding.